GAAGAAGAAGAAGAGGAAGAGGAAGAGGAGGAAGAAGAGGCAGAAGAAGAAGAAGAAGAAGAACGGAGAAGAGAAGGAAAGGGAGAAUAUUCAUUGGGACCCGCGUGGCGCGGGGUGAAAAUAUUCGAAGGUGGCUCACGCGGCGAGGGACAGGGCCGCCGAACUGCAGGCGGAAGUGAGGAGCGCCAUCAGGGUGCUGCAUGGCUGGUGUCCGAGGCCGCCGGGCCAGGGCCACGCCGGCGGCAUCGCGCGUUCCGACACGGUCCUGAUGUCGCCACAGACCCAAAUGCGACCACCCAGAUCAGCACCUGUUAACAAUACCGUCACUGCUAGCAACAAUAACAACAGUACCAGCAGCAGCAGCAGCAGCAGCAGUGGUACCAGCAGCAGCGGUACCAGCAGUAUCAGCAGCAAUAGUAACAGUAGUAGCAGUAGUAACAAUAACAACAACAAUAACAACAGCAAUAACAACAACAAUCAUCACCAUCAUCACCAUCACCAUCAUCAUCAUCAUCAUCCUAGCAACAACGUUAACAAUAAUAACGGGGGACCAGCUCCGCCUCCACCACCUCCGCCACCUCCAUCCGGAACCGUCGUGGUCAGUUCUACUUCCAGCAUGAGACCACCUCCUCCUCCUCCACCUCCACCACCUCCUUCAAGAGCCAGAUCCUCCGAUCCCAAAGGACAUCACGAGGAACCUACCAGCUCGAUACCCGAUCUCGAAUUCGAUGGAACCACAGUACUCUGUCGUGUUUGUGGUGACAAGGCCUCUGGUUUUCAUUAUGGCGUUCAUUCCUGCGAGGGAUGCAAAGGCUUCUUUCGCCGUAGCAUCCAGCAGAAGAUACAGUAUCGGCCCUGCACCAAGAAUCAACAGUGCAGCAUCCUGAGGAUCAACAGGAAUCGCUGCCAGUACUGCCGUCUCAAGAAGUGCAUCGCAGUCGGCAUGAGUCGCGAUGCGGUGCGAUUCGGCCGCGUGCCCAAGCGCGAGAAGGCCAGGAUUUUGGCUGCCAUGCAGCAGAGCUCCCACAGUCGCUCUCAGGAGAAGGCAGUAGCGGCCGAGCUGGAGGACGAGCAGCGUUUACUCGCGACCGUCGUCCGGGCUCACCUCGACACAUGCGACUUCACCAGGGACAAGGUCGCGCCCGUUCUCGCGAGAGCUCGAGAGACACCGAACUACACGGCCUGUCCACCGACCUUGGCAUGCCCGCUGAAUCCGAAUCCGCAACCAUUGACCGGCCAGCAAGAACUGCUACAGGAUUUCUCCAAGAGGUUCUCGCCGGCGAUCCGUGGCGUGGUAGAGUUCGCCAAGCGCAUACCUGGAUUCAGCCUGCUGGCUCAGGACGACCAGGUCACCCUUUUGAAGGCCGGCGUCUUCGAGGUCUUGCUCGUUAGGCUGGCCUGCAUGUUCGACGCUCAAACGAACAGCAUGAUAUGCUUGAACGGGCAGGUGCUGAAGCGCGAAUCCAUCCACAACAGCAGCAACGCGAGAUUCCUCAUGGACUCGAUGUUCGACUUCGCCGAAAGGGUCAACUCCCUGCGGCUGUCGGACGCCGAGCUCGGACUCUUCUGCUCGGUGGUCGUGAUCGCCGCGGACAGACCGGGACUACGCAAUACCGAACUCGUCGAACGUAUGCACAACAAGUUGCGCAACGCCCUGCAAACGGUCCUCGCCCAGAGCCAUCCCCAACAUCCGGAUAUCUUGAGGGAAUUGUUGAAGAAGAUACCCGAUCUGAGAACGCUCAAUACUUUGCACUCGGAGAAGCUCCUCGCGUUCAAGAUGACCGAGCAACAGCAGCAGCUCCAAGCUCAGCAGCAACAGCAGACGCAGCAACACGUGAUCGCGACGAAUCAGCAGCAGCAGCAGCAGCAGCAGCAGCAACAGCAGCAACAGCAACAGCAACAGCAACAGCAGACGCAGUCGGGGCAGCAACAGCAAGCUCAGCAGCAUUGGCCGAUGGAGGAGGAACCUCCUGCUUCCUGGGGCUCGGCCUCGGACGUCACGCUCGACGAGGCCGUCAAGAGUCCGCUCGGUAGCGUCUCGAGUACCGAGAGCACGUGCAGCGGCGAGGUAGCCUCCCUGACGGAGUACCAUCACGUCGCGGCGACGCCGAGCGGACACCACGCGUCGAGCGCGCCGCUUCUCGCCGCUACGUUGGCCGGUGGUCUCUGUCCGCAUCGCAGACGCGCCAAUUCCGGCAGCACGAGCUCCGGCGAGGACGAGCUUCAUCGCGGAAGCUUGAGCAAGACCCCUCAGCCGCCUCACUGUCCGCGUUUCCGCAAGUUGGACUCGCCGAGCGACAGCGGCAUAGAAUCGGGCACCGAGAAGGCCGACAAGCCGGCGAGUAGCAGCGCCAGCAGCGCACCCACCUCGGUUUGCUCGAGUCCGCGCUCGGAGGACAAGGAAGUCGAGGAUAUGCCGGUACUGAAGCGCGUCCUUCAAGCGCCACCGCUCUACGACACGAACUCGCUCAUGGACGAGGCUUACAAGCCGCACAAGAAGUUCCGUGCGCUUCGCCAAAAGGACAGCGCCGAGGCGGAGCCAGCGGUGGUCGUCCAACACGCCCAAUCUCAGUUACAUCUCCACCUGACCUCCCCGCCGGCGCGAAGUCCGUCGAAUCCGACGACUCAAGCUACCUGCCCGCAAACCGCGAGCCUCCUCAGCAGCACUCACUCGACUCUAGCGAGAAGUUUGAUGGAGGGACCUAGGAUGACGGCGGAGCAGUUGAAGCGUACCGACAUUAUCCACAACUACAUAAUGCGAGGGGAGGCGAGCCCGAGGUCACCCCCGGCCGUCUCGCCAUCGCCAGCGGAACAAUGCGCCUCGACGACCACCGUCACCACGCGCUCUUCUCAAGGAUCUCAGGGUCUGCUGCAAUGCGCCACCUCCAGCUACUCCAGCACCUCCUCCUCCAGGUGGCCGGCCACCUCGGUCAUCACCACGACCACCGGUGCACGGCAGCAACAACAACAACAACAACAGCAGCAACAGCAGCAGCAACAACAACAACAACAACAACAUCAACACCAUCAACAGCAGUCUUCCUCGGAUUACCUCGUAGUCGGGAACUCACCCGCCUCCUCGCCAAGAUACCUCUCGGCCGCGGCAUCGAGUAGUACGAGCACGAGUCCGAGGCCGACCUCGAGCACGGCCACUCUCGUCCUCUCCGGUUGUCCCACCAACAUGAUGGAGCUCCAAGUCGACAUCGCCGACAGUCAGCAACCUCUGAACCUCUCGAAGAAGUCACCGUCCCCGUCGCCGAGGCCGCUCGUCGGCCCCUGCAAGGCUCUCUCCCUCGAAGCGUAGUGCUCUUGCCGCGAGACGGAGAUCUCUUUCGUGACUCGAAGAAUCAUGUGUGUGCGUGUGUACUCUAUUGCUACUAUUACUACACUACUACUACUAUUACUACUACUACACUACUACUACUACUAUAACUACUACUACUACUACUACCCACCUUGCGCAAAGAGUGUCGUUACGUACAUGUAUAUGUAUUUUACCGUCCGUGCGACGGCACACCGAGGAGGAUCGAGCGUCCCGAGAGGAUCGGAAGCAGGAGGAGGAG
This is a messenger RNA of Vespula pensylvanica (western yellowjacket), 3563 nucleotides long. It is a transcript of the gene E75, whose product is annotated as nuclear hormone receptor E75-like. Gene Ontology annotation, molecular function: nuclear receptor activity; RNA polymerase II cis-regulatory region sequence-specific DNA binding; zinc ion binding. NCBI's taxonomy places the organism in Eukaryota, Metazoa, Arthropoda, Insecta, Hymenoptera, Vespidae. The transcript is spliced from 5 exons. Gene Ontology annotation, biological process: positive regulation of transcription by RNA polymerase II; negative regulation of transcription by RNA polymerase II; hormone-mediated signaling pathway. The record is from RefSeq and is a predicted model, not a curated record. Bases 269 to 3304 code for a protein of 1011 amino acids.